This is a messenger RNA of Hemiscyllium ocellatum (epaulette shark), 5487 nucleotides long. Its product is annotated as ras-related protein Rab-34-like. NCBI's taxonomy places the organism in Eukaryota, Metazoa, Chordata, Chondrichthyes, Orectolobiformes, Hemiscylliidae. The transcript has 12 exons. The record is from RefSeq and is a predicted model, not a curated record. Gene Ontology annotation, molecular function: GTPase activity; GTP binding. The coding region runs from base 535 to 1314 and encodes 259 amino acids. Gene Ontology annotation, biological process: phagosome-lysosome fusion; endocytosis.
CCAGCAGCUGUGCAGAAGGCUGGGGAUUUGUCUCCCCCUCUCUCCUGGGCUGAAACUCUCAGUCCUGGUUGUGAUUCCUGUGAGGAACAGCAGCAGCAGGGAGUUCUGGAAGCGGCAAUGGAAAACAGCUGGCGACUCUAGCAGGGCGCCUUGCGGGCACUCGGGAAUUUUGGGGCAAGUCAGUCAGAGUGAGCCAUCCCUCUUUCUUUUUCAGGAGAAAAAAAAUCUGGCCACGUUGAUUCUCGGCGAGAGAGCGACUUCCCGAGAUUGUAAUUAACAUCUCCAAGGAAAGCAAAAAAAAACCCCUGAGGCAUCGGCAUUAAUAAGUGCCUUCGUAGUGUGCCAUCCAUAUUCCACCAAAAAGUCUUAGUGGAUGAAAAGGCAAUGGGACCAGCUCAAUUGUCCUUGCAGUGUUGAUUGAGGGAUGGAUAUUAUGCAGGACACCAGGGAGAAUUCCUCAACUCUUUUUGGGAAUAGUGCAGUCCAUCUGGAUCUGGGAAGAGAGCCAGCUAACAGUAAGGGCAGUAGCCAAACAUGAGUGUACUACCACCUGUCAGAAGAGAUCGAAUCAUACCGGAUCUCCCUUCGUGUUUCACAAAAGAAGCUGCUCUCCAUACCAAGGCCACAUUUAAUCCCAGAGUGAGACGUGCCUGUCAGGAUGACCGGACAGGAACAGUUGGGUUGAAGAUUUCCAAGAUUAUUGUGGUUGGAGACUUGUCAGUUGGAAAAACAUGUUUAAUCAAUCGAUUUUGCAAGGACACAUUUGACAAGAAUUACAAAGCGACUAUUGGGGUGGAUUUUGAGAUGGAGCGGUUUGAAGUGUUGGGAGUUCCCUUCAGUUUACAGCUAUGGGACACAGCAGGACAAGAAAGAUUCAAGUGUAUUGCAUCCACGUACUACAGAGGUGCACAAGCAAUAAUAAUUGUGUUUGAUGUCAAUGACAUAGCAUCAUUGGAUCAUGUAAAACAAUGGUUAAGAGAUGCUCUUAAAGAAAAUGACCCUACAUCUGUCCUAUUGUUCUUAGUUGGGACAAAGAAAGACCUUAGCUCAGCUGCCCAGUAUAAUUUGAUAGAGAAAGAUGCCAUCAAAAUUGCCAAGGAAAUAAAAGCUGAAUAUUGGGCAGUGUCCUCUCUCACAGGAGAGAAUGUAAAUGAGUUCUUCUUCAGGGUUGCAUCAUUGACCUUUGAAGCUAAUGUACUGGCUGAGCUAGAAAAGACUGGCCCCAGGAAAAUCGGGGAUGUUGUUCGUAUCAACAACAAUGACACAAACCUCUUUAAAAAUGCAAAGAAAUCCAAGCCUAAUUGCUGUCAAUGACAGAGAGCACACUGCCAGUCUAACAGGUUACCUGUAUGUUGCACUGUAUUCAUUUUUAACCAAAGUUUUCUCACGCCAACAAAAUGUCACCAGCCACUUCCCAAUUGCCUUUAUAAUGCAAAUCAAUGUUAGGAGAUGAAAGAAUAAUGCCAUUCAGGAGAAAUGUCCAGCAAGGAACCCUGUCCAUUUGAAAAUAUUGCUGUCAAGCCUUUGCCACAUAUGUCAAUCCUGCAACAUGUCAUAAUCAUCAGUGGAAAUAAAAAGUAACACUCCCAUGAACUGCAGCUCACUUGAAUGGUCAGUUGCAUUGAACUCUGUUAUAACCAGGAAGAAAACCAUUGUUGGAGAUUUUGUGCCUUGCACUGCUGACUUAGACCUAAAAAUAUCACUUCUCCAGGACAAACAUAAAAAGCAAAGGUCUGGGAUGGAAAACACAACAAGGUACCCACUAAACUUCCUCUUGGGGAGUUUUCCUCGUUUUAUAUACAGUGCAAAACAAGAGGUGGAAAACUAGGCUUUGAGUGUCACAGAUUCUUAAAUGAGCUCAUUCAAUUGACAUCCAUUUACAACAUUAGAGAGAAAUUGGAUUAUCUCCCUUACAUGUUGAUUUUCCUGCAUUUGUCUCAACUGAGUAAUCCGUAGCCCCAAGUUCAGGACCUGGGAAAAUACUGUUUUUGACAGUAUGCAAAGACUCCACAAGGUUACACAAAGCAACACAUAUCACCAGUACUGUAUACCCAAUUGUACAGCUGAACCAAAGCUUUGUCAUGUUUGUAUGUACUCAGUGCUAAUUGAAGAACUGCAGAGAUGGAGUGUUCAAGUAUUAAGAAGAGACAUUGUUUGCAUGUAUUUCAACACCAGGAUCAUUAAUCCUGCCAGCAAUGCAAGUUUACAUACAAAUGUAAUUAUUGUGUCUAUAAUUUUGAAAUGACUCAGCUGCAUCAUUAUCAACAUAAAAUGCAAGGUAUUUCCUUCCUCUGUCCUAAGUUCUAUCCUUUUAUGACACCUGACUUGCAGAUUCAGUCCAAGUUUUAAAUUAUAAAGGGAACCAGAUAGUGACACCGCUGUUUGCUGGUUUCCAGUGGACAAAAGGAAUAGUUAACCUGUGCCAGCAACCAGAGGACACUUAGUUACACAGGUAGAGACCAACAUUAUGGGUCACUGCCCCUUGACAAAGCCCCAGGAAUUUUUGGACUCUUCCAAAGCAGGCCCAGAUGCAAAGGCAUUCUGACCCUUCCAACAUAUUUUCUUGCUCCCGUUAGAACCAGAUAUCCAUCAGAGAUGUCCUGAUGAAAAAGUCCUUAAGACUUUGCGAGCAGUUGCCUUUCAAUUGCAAAAUCAGAGAAGAUGGGUGUAACCUUUAGACAAGACCCAAUCCUUCUCGGGGAAAUCUAGUCAGGUAGCAGUGGGAGCUUUUUGGUUAAUCUUUUCAGGCUCUGUAGCAGAGUGAGCUGAUGUGACCAAUUGGUUCACUUGACUUGUCCUAUCAAGUAAUGAUGUUCUGAAACAUAAACCAAUGCACUUCACUAGAUACCCUGCUGUGUUCAUCCACCACCCAGGCAGAGGUUCCUAGAAACUUGCUGCUAAUACAGCAAUAAGCCAUUGAUCUCCUCAAACCAGUAAGUCACUCACUUAGAUCAAGGCUCAUCCGUGGCUUCAUUGCCAACCAAUGCUCUUUCACCUUUAACACUGUCACCUAACCAAACCAAAAUUCUGUUGACCAGAUAUAGGAAAAUUUACAGCAACGAUUGAAGCCAUUUAGUGUAUUGUGUCUGUGCCAGCUCAGGAAUGACUAUUCAAACUCUCCAACUCAGUUCUUAUCAUGCUGCCAAUUACUUAUCAAACUUUUUACUAAGGGAUAUUCAUCCUUCACAUUCACUCUGUCCAGUCCCUCAUAAUUUUGUACAUCUCAAUUAAAUCUCCCACCAGCCUCCUCUGUUCCACAGAAAAGAACUCUAGCCUAUCCAUUUUUUCCGAAUAGCUAAAAUUCCUUAUUCCUGACAACAGGCUGAUCAUUCACCCCUGUCCCUUUCAGUGUGAUCCUGUUUAAUACAAUAAACAGAACUCUGUGUCGUACUCAGUGUUCCCCAAUUAAUUUUGUAUACUCUCAAGAAGCUUGCUACCAUCCAGGAAAAAGCAGCUUGCCUGUUUGGCAUUCCAUCUACCACCUUAUAUACUCAGUCCUACCACUCUGAUGUGCAUUAGCUAUGGUGUGUACUGUCCAGUUGAUGGAUGACAGCAAUCCUUCAAGGCUCAUUUGACAGCAACUUCCAAACGUGUAACCUCUGCCAUCUACAAGGACAAGCUGAUACACGUGAACACCAUCAACUAGAAGCUCCCUACCAACCAUACACCAUCCUGAUUUAGAAGUACAACAGCGAUCCUUCACACUUUCUGGACCAACAUCCUGGUACCCUCUCCCUGACAGCAUUGCAAGUGAGUGUACCUCCACCACUUGGACUGAAGAGGUUCAAGAAAGUGCAUCACUGCCAUCUUCUCAAGGGGACCGGGGAUGGACAAUAACUGCUAUCUUGCCAGUGAUGCUUGAUACUGCACUUAAAGAGUAAAGUGCUGACAUAAACCAACCUCCCUUCUUUCACCUCAUCUUCAAAAAUGGAAAGUGGUAUUUCAGCAAACAACUUGGUAACUUCUAAGGUUCUGAGUUUGACUAAAUUUUAAACUUCUCCGUGCAAUGUUGCAGCCUGACAAUAGAAACUGUAGAGGUUACAAUUUUUUUGAAGAGGAUAAACAGAAUAAUUCAUAUUUAUAAAAGGGAUAAGUGCAAUUGGUUGAGAAUACUCCAAUACAGUAUUAUUCUUUCUGUACAGGUCGUUUAAAGAUAAUCCAGUUUGACAUGGCCUUAUGAUUUAAUAUACUAGUUCUGCAGCUUGCCAAAUUAUUUAUCCCAAAUUUGAGGACCAGAAUUUAAUGGAAGCUGCAGUGAGCCCAACCACAGGUAGAGAGCUGGUGAUAAUCUCCCUGUAACCAUUUCAGGGACCCCCUCAUCUCUGUCAGACUCGAUUUAAUAUGAGUCAGGCAUUUAACUAGUUGGUGAUGGAGGCUUUGGAGUCUUUGGAGGUAAUUUCCCAUUUCUAAUAGCUGCUUGCAAUUAGAGGCCAUCAGCUCUCUAUUCCUGGCAAUGCCAGUGGGAGUGUGGGACACUGCCAGUACUACAGUAGGACCCAAGAAUAGCAUCUUUUUGGAGCCCUGGAGGAAGGGUAAGUGAGGUGAGAUAACUGGGAUCAGUCAAAGAGGCCCUGAUGAGGAGAAAGUUGUGAAUCAGUGGGGUGCCACUUUAAAGGGUAGAAAGGGGACAGACAUUGACAGACUGCUACUAGUGCGGCUUUCUGUCAGGUAAGUGAGAGCAAAAUUCUCCGAACCAAGUUUUUUGAGGAGCUGCUCCUAGGUCUUUUCAAGGACACAGGAUUGCUGAUUCGUAGUGAAGAUAAGGAACCUGGGUGUGUCAUUUUACAGACUCCGAUGGCAGAGUCUCACAACACCACAGCACACACCAAAAACCUGAACCCCAUUCCUUUGCUGGUUGUGAACAAACAUUUCCCUGCGGACAGGGACUAACUGAGCUUCCCUAUUGUCAGCAUCACUAUCAUUCUAUGUACUGGUGGCAAUGCAACAUUGUUCAAUGGUUUGCUUGUACAUCAGGUUAACAAUUUUGUUCCAUUAUACAUUCUACAUCCUUACUUCUUUGAUUUGCAAUGUAAGUUGAAACCCAAAUAAUCAAGAGAACCACAAUUCACAAAGACUGUCACUUUUAUUUCACUUUUUUUUUGAGAUUAUUGAGGCAUAUUUCUGCCUUUUUGGUUGUGAGUUAUUUUGCAAUACCCUGGUACCAUAAAAGGUGCUAUGUAGAUGCCAGCAUUUUAUUUCUUUGUUUGUAUUUUAACCCCUUUGCUAUGUGACUGCUGCAAUGAUCUUUUCCCAAACAGCCAAGUUUUUGUGGCCUCCUAGCCAGUAUUCCUUACUCAUCCAAGUUAGUGGUCAUGUUUGUCUGGAUGAUAGAUACUUAAAAAGCCCUUUGUGAGAUCUUAAAUUCAUUUGAAUUUUUUGAAGUGAGAAUAAGAAAGGGCUCUUCUAUCUGACUUCUAGACAAACAGAGCAAGCUUUCUUGGAUGAUAUAUUGUGAAAAUGUUAAAAGAAAUUUAGUGGCGCUCAAAC